Carassius auratus (goldfish) is the source of this 1590-nucleotide messenger RNA. RefSeq names its product probable E3 ubiquitin-protein ligase makorin-1. Gene Ontology annotation, molecular function: ubiquitin protein ligase activity; metal ion binding. Gene Ontology annotation, biological process: protein polyubiquitination. NCBI's taxonomy places the organism in Eukaryota, Metazoa, Chordata, Actinopteri, Cypriniformes, Cyprinidae. The record is from RefSeq and is a predicted model, not a curated record. The transcript is spliced from 8 exons. Bases 82 to 1398 code for a protein of 438 amino acids.
CGGUUUUCCGAAAAUGGCCGAGCGCAGAACAGCCGCUUUCCGGAAGAUCCGGGUGCUGCGGCUUCAACAACAUAAACAGCAAUGGCGGAGGCAGCGGCAGCGUCAACAGCGGCUCCAGCAGUUAUCGGAGGCUGGACGAAGCACGUAACCUGCAGGUAUUUCAUGCACGGGCUUUGCAAAGAGGGCGACAACUGUCGAUAUUCACACGACCUCAGCAGCUGCAAGCCAACCAUGAUCUGCAAGUUCUUUCAAAAGGGAUGCUGUGCUUUUGGGGACCGUUGCAGGUAUGAACAUACUAAACCUGCCAAGCAAGACGAAGUCCCUAGUUCUAAGCCGCCGGUGCCGCUGACCGCUGCUCCGCUCGCUGGCACUCCUGAACCCAUGUCUGAUGGGCCAGGUGGUACAGCCGAUGCCCAGGAGAAGCCCCAAGGCUUGGGGGCAGUGGACUGGGUCAAUGCUGCCGAGUUCGUGCCAGGGCAGCCCUACUGUGGGAGGGCUGAUCCAGUGCCGUUUGAGGGGCCUGGACCUCUCAUCGAAGAGGAGUACGAGAAAGAACUAGCUAACAAAGAAAUUAAGAAACAGCUUUGCCCGUACGCUGCUGUUGGCGAAUGUCGAUAUGGCGUCAACUGCGCCUACCUCCACGGAGACGUUUGCGACAUGUGCGGCCUGCAGGUUCUCCACCCUUCUGACUCCUCUCAGCGCUCGCAACACAUCAGGGCCUGCAUUGAGGCUCACGAAAAGGACAUGGAAAUCUCGUUUGCCAUCCAGCGUAGUAAAGAUAUGAUGUGUGGCGUGUGCAUGGAGGUGGUGUUCGAGAAAACCAACCCCAGCGAACGCCGUUUCGGCAUCCUCUCCAACUGCAGCCACUGUUACUGCCUCAAGUGCAUCAGGAAAUGGCGGAGCGCCAAGCAGUUUGAGAGCAAGAUCAUAAAGUCCUGCCCAGAAUGUCGAAUCACGUCAAACUUUGUCAUACCAAGCGAAUACUGGGUGGAGGACAAGGAGGAGAAGCAGAAACUCAUUCAGAAGUACAAGGAUGGCAUGGGGAGUAAACCAUGCCGAUAUUUUGAUGAAGGCCGUGGGACCUGUCCAUUUGGAGCCAACUGCUUUUACAAGCAUGCCUUUCCUGAUGGGCGUCUGGAAGAGCCUCAACCCCAAAGGAGACAGACCGGCUCCAAUGGAAGAAACCGGAACUCCAGACGGACGCCACUCUGGGAUCUUUUCGAUGAGCGAGAGAACAGCGACUCCUUCGAUAACGAAGACGAGAUGGUGACCUUCGAGCUCAGCGAGAUGCUCCUCAUGCUUCUGGCUGCUGGAACCGACGAUGAUGUCACCGACUCCGAAGAUGAGUGGGACUUGUUCCACGAAGAGCUGGACGAUUACUACGAGCUGUACCUAUAGCAGGCCUCCUUCCGUCCUUCGCUAACGCCCUCCUAGACUAACCCUUGUCCCCAUUUACUCUAGUUCUAUCCCUAUUAGAACCUAGACAGAACUGUCUUGUGUGACUGAUGGGCAGUAGCGUCUUUUUUCCCCUGUGUUGUGGCAGUGCCUUUCAGCAGGCCAUUCAGAUUCAAUAAAUGAAUAUAAAACACA